Messenger RNA from Suillus subalutaceus, 912 nucleotides. RefSeq lists its product as uncharacterized. Lineage: Eukaryota; Fungi; Basidiomycota; Agaricomycetes; Boletales; Suillaceae. The transcript has 5 exons. Gene Ontology annotation, molecular function: ATP binding; protein kinase activity; protein binding. Gene Ontology annotation, biological process: protein phosphorylation. The coding region runs from base 1 to 912 and encodes 303 amino acids. The record is from RefSeq and is a predicted model, not a curated record.
AUGGGCACAGUUCAAUUCUCCCCAGACUCGAAGAAGCUCGCAGCCAAGUCAUCUGUGGGGAGGUUGCUUGAGGUCUGGAAUGUCCAAUCAUGGACAUUGGAUCAUUUGGAUACUGUCGGAACUCCCUUCAGAGGGCACACCCACACUGUUACUUGUCUAGCACUUUCAUUUGAUGAAGCUCUUCUCGCUAGUGCUUCCUUUGACAACACCAUCAAGCUGUGGGAUUGCGAGUUCCACCAACUUCUCACCUCCUUCGACAUUCAGAAGAUCAGUACCCUUGUCCUCUCACCCAAUUCGAGCCGACUAGCUUACAUGACAUAUGCCAAUGAUGAUCACGAGAUCUACAUCUGCGAUACUUCACUGGAUGUCCUUACUCAGGCCAGUUCCUCUACAGUAGGUUCAUGGUCAUCCCAGUUAUGCCCAAACCAUCGAGAGCUUCUUCCCUCCUCUUCCCAUUCGCAUACAGUCUUCUCUGCUCGUAAUGAUGAGCCCCACGAUCUCCCUCCUGAAGCAAUCCUCCAAAACCUCACAGGAUACAUCACUAAGGAUGAAGACUAUCCUACUGCUCAUGGUGGGAUUGGGGAGAUCUGGAAAUGUACCUAUCACAUAGAUCGGAGAUCAAUCAAAGUCACAGUGAAAGCAUUGCAGGCGUACACGACUGAUCAACUUGGUGCAGCGAAGGCGAAAAAGAUCAAGAGAAUAAAGCAUGAACUCAGGAUAUGUGCCAACCUCAACCAUCCAGAUAUUCUGCAUGUUUUUGGUUAUACAAAUGGCUUCGGCCCAUUUAUAGCAAUAGUCAGUCCUUGGGCGGAGAAUGGUAACUUGACAGUCUAUAUGGAGCGCAAGGGUGUGGCUCUUACUCUCAUUAGACGAUUCCAGCUGGCAAGUCAUCUCUUCAUGUAUUUUGGAUAG